This is a messenger RNA of Dermacentor andersoni, 363 nucleotides long. NCBI's taxonomy places the organism in Eukaryota, Metazoa, Arthropoda, Arachnida, Ixodida, Ixodidae. The record is from RefSeq and is a predicted model, not a curated record.
AUGACGGAGGCUUUCAGCUGCAGAGGCGAGCGGCCGUACAAGUGCGAGGCGUGCGAGCGGGCGUUUGCGCGCAACGAGGAGCUGACUCGUCACCGGCGCAUCCACAGCGGCGACAAGCCGCACGCGUGCGAUGUGUGCGCCAAGCGGUUUGCGCGCAAGGACCACCUCAACAAGCAUCGCAAGACGCACCUGGACGAAGCGCACAAGCGUGUGCACGUCUGCAGCCAGCCCGGCUGCGGCCACCGCUACACGCGCACCGACGCGCUCGCCCGGCAUCAGUGGACCGCGCAUGCCAUUCGCCGUUGCAACCGCUGGCCGCCAGACGCCGCGAGACAACCCGUGAUCUCAAUGCACUCUCUGUGA